Messenger RNA from Prosopis cineraria, 1281 nucleotides. RefSeq names its product inositol oxygenase 4-like. Gene Ontology annotation, biological process: inositol catabolic process. The coding region runs from base 108 to 1067 and encodes 319 amino acids. Gene Ontology annotation, cellular component: cytoplasm. NCBI's taxonomy places the organism in Eukaryota, Viridiplantae, Streptophyta, Magnoliopsida, Fabales, Fabaceae. Gene Ontology annotation, molecular function: inositol oxygenase activity; iron ion binding. The transcript has 11 exons. The record is from RefSeq and is a predicted model, not a curated record.
CAUAAAUAGCCUCAUUGUCAGCGGCUGAAUCCACACACAACCUUUUUCAAUUCAUUCAUUCAUUCAUUUUCUUUGUUUCUCUCUGCUUCGUCUUUUCACAAUUCAAAAUGACUAUCCUCAUUGAGCAACCUCAUCUUGAGUCAAACUACUUUGGUGAGAAGAAUUUGCAUUCUGACAAUAACAAUAAUAAUGAGUUUGUAUUGGAUGGUGGAUUUCCGCUGCCAAAAUCUGUGUCACAGAAUGGAUUUAUGGCCCCAGAAAUCAACGCGUUUGGUCACUCUUUCAGAGAUUAUGAUGCAGAAAGCGAGAGGCAAAAAGGGGUUGAGGAGUUUUAUAGGCUUCAGCACAUUCACCAGACAUAUGACUUUGUGAAGAGAAUGAGGGAGGAGUAUGGGAAAUUGGACAAAGCAGAGAUGGGGAUAUGGGAAUGUUGUGAGUUGCUGAAUGAAGUGGUGGAUGAAAGUGAUCCUGAUUUGGAUGAACCUCAAAUUGAGCAUUUGUUACAAUCGGCUGAAGCUAUCAGAAAAGACUAUCCUAAUGAAGACUGGUUGCACUUGACUGCCCUUAUUCAUGAUCUUGGAAAGAUCCUUCUCCUUCGUCAAUUUGGUGAGCUUCCUCAAUGGGCUGUCGUUGGAGAUACAUUUCCUCUUGGCUGUGCUUUUGAUGAAGUAAAUGUGCACCAUAAGUAUUUCAAGGACAACCCAGAUUACAAUAAUCCUUCUUAUAACACCAAAAAUGGCGUCUACACUGAAGGUUGUGGACUUGAUAACGUAGUCAUGUCAUGGGGACAUGAUGAUUAUAUGUACUUGGUUGCUAGAGAAAAUGGAACCACUUUGCCUCAAGCAGCUUUGUGUGUUAUCAGAUAUCAUUCUUUCUAUCCUUUACAUAACAAAGGUGCAUACACACAAUUGAUGAAUGAAGAAGACGUUGAGAAUCUGAAGUGGGUCAAAAUAUUCAACAAAUAUGAUCUGUACAGUAAGAGCAAAGUUCGUGUGGAUGUGGAGAAAGUGAAGCCAUACUAUCAAUCUCUCAUUGAAAAAUAUUUCCCAGCGAAGCUAAGAUGGUGAAACUUGAUGUUGAAGAUGAAGCUUAGACGGAGAGACACGUGAAAAGUGAUGGAAAUGAAAGCAGGGGAUCAAAUAGUCAAGUUCUUAAUGAUAUGAGAUCUGAAAAUUGCUGUCCUUUUUCUAUUCUUUUCUUUCGGGCCGUAUGGGUCUUUUUAAAUUUGAUGUAAUAAAUAAAUUAUAAUGUGGUCCGAAGAACAUAUUAUUUUGUCUUAAA